AUGAAGUCAGCAAUAGUAAAAACAGGCGAUAUUAAAAACAACAUUAGAAUAUUACAGUCGUUGGUCCAACGAGCAGGAUUUAAAGACCGAAUAGAUUAUGCUAGCAUUGCGAAAGGGAUACCUACGGCCUUCUUGCCUUUAUUGCAUUUUCUUCUAACGGAGUAUUCUGUGGAACUAUCGAAGUAUUUACUUGAUAAUGGUUUUGAAUUUUUUAGCAAGAAUGAUUUACGCUUUAUUGAAGAAACUUUUAAGGUCUUACGUAAGAUUUUCAAUUACAAGCCCACCAUAAGUAUCGAUCAGUUUUUUACUGUUGGAUUUUCGGAAAGGAAAGUUAUUCUCACAUGCGACUUGGCUAGAAUCUGUAUUGAUAAAAACAAAGAACUAACCAGGUAUUUGGGGAUAGUAUGCGCUAUUAAUUGA
This is a messenger RNA of Trichoplax adhaerens, 420 nucleotides long. RefSeq lists its product as uncharacterized. The record is from RefSeq and is a predicted model, not a curated record. Gene Ontology annotation, cellular component: centrosome; spindle pole. The transcript has 3 exons. Bases 1 to 420 code for a protein of 139 amino acids. Lineage: Eukaryota; Metazoa; Placozoa; Uniplacotomia; Trichoplacea; Trichoplacidae.